Molecule: messenger RNA, 369 nt
Organism: Saccharomyces eubayanus
Lineage: Eukaryota; Fungi; Ascomycota; Saccharomycetes; Saccharomycetales; Saccharomycetaceae
Gene: TOA2
Product: transcription initiation factor IIA subunit gamma
Exons: 1
Coding region: 1-369 (122 amino acids)
Biological process (GO): RNA polymerase II preinitiation complex assembly; transcription initiation at RNA polymerase II promoter
Cellular component (GO): transcription factor TFIIA complex
Molecular function (GO): TBP-class protein binding; RNA polymerase II general transcription initiation factor activity
Source: RefSeq, a predicted model, not a curated record
AUGGCAGUACCUGGGUAUUACGAACUAUAUCGUAGAAGUACUAUAGGGAAUAGUUUGGUGGAUGCUCUAGAUACUCUAAUUAGUGAUGGGAGGAUAGAAGCUUCAUUGGCUAUGCGUGUACUAGAGACGUUUGACAAGGUUGUGGCAGAAACAUUGAAGGAUAACACCCAAUCCAAGCUGACGGUAAAGGGUAAUCUUGACACAUAUGGGUUUUGUGAUGAUGUUUGGACUUUCAUUGUGAAAAAUUGUCAGGUUACUGUUGAGGACAGUAAUCAUGAUGCUUCCCAGAACGGGUCUGGAGACAGCCAGAGUGUUAUUUCCGUCGACAAGUUGAGGAUCGUCGCAUGCAACUCAAAGAAGAGCGAAUAG